Molecule: messenger RNA, 2469 nt
Organism: Miscanthus lutarioriparius
Lineage: Eukaryota; Viridiplantae; Streptophyta; Magnoliopsida; Poales; Poaceae
Source: the annotation of a GenBank genome assembly
AUGGUGAAGAAGAAGCUGAAGAAACUGUAUGGCAGGGAUGCUCGGGAGUUCUUUAACCAGGUCAUGGUGGAGCAACCCUUGCUGCCCUUCCUGAUCCCGCUCGGCCUCUUUGCAUGGUUCGUCGAACGGUGGGUUGUGCCAUUCUCAAACUGGGUUCCCCUCGCUGCUGCUGUUUGGGCAACCAUUCAGUAUGGGAGGUUUAAGAGGAGGACAACUGUAGAAGAUUUGAACAAAAGAUGGAAGCAUCUUAUACUGAAUACAAUACCCACCACACCAAUCGAGCCUUGCGAAUGGUUGAACAAACUUUUGUUAGAAGUUUGGCCUAAUUACAUGGAACCAAAACUAUCGAAGAGGUUUCAGUCUACUGUCGAGAGACGUUUAAAGAAUCGAAAACCAAAAUUAAUAGAUAAAAUAGAAUUACAGGAUUUCUCACUUGGCUCUUGUCCACCUACCUUGGGAGAUCAGGGCAUGCGUUGGAUUACUUCUGGUGACCGGCAAGUCAUGCGCUUGGGAUUUGAUUGGAAUAGCCACGAGAUGAGUGUAAUGUUUUUGGCGAAAUUAGCAAAGCCACUGAUUGGGACUUGUCGAAUUGUUAUAAACAGCAUUCACAUCAAGGGGGAUCUUCUACUAUCACCCAUACUUGAUGGGGAAGCUAUACUCUAUUCUUUUGAAUCAACCCCAGAAGUCAGGAUUGGGGUAGCAUUUGGAAGUGGUGGAAGCCAAGCAAUUCCUGGUAUGGAGUUACCAGGUGUCUCGACAUGGCUGGUGAAGCUUUUGACCGAAACCAUAGGGAAAACAAUGGUUGAACCUCGCCGGCUAUGUUUUUCUUUGCCAUCAGUAGAUCUAAGGAAACGAGCAGUUGGAGGUGUUCUCUCAGUUACUGUUGUUUCAGCUAGUAACCUCUGUAAGAGCACAGCUAAGGAUAUAGCGAGCCGCCAAAGCUCAAAUGGAGGGGCCAUGUAUGGAAUUGCUGAUAACAAGGUAUCACAGACAUUUGUUGAGGUAGAAGUUGGCAAUUUGAUGAGAAAAACAAGUACCAGUAAGGGUCUAAAUCCUACGUGGAACAGUACAUUUAACAUGGUACUGCAUGGAGAGACAGGCAUUGUCAAGUUUCUUCUGUAUGAAUUGGAUUCUGGUGGUGUCAAAUUCAAUUACUUGACAAGCUGUGAGAUAAAGGUCAAGUAUGUUCUUGAUGGUUCAACAAUAUUUUGGGCUAUAGGGCAUAACUCUGGUGUCGUCGCAAAGCAUACUGAGCAUUGCGGUCAAGAAGUUGGAAUGGUUGUUCCGUUUGAGGAUAUCAAUGGCGAGUUAACUGUAAGCCUUGUGUUAAAAGAAUGGCAGUUCUCUGAUGGGUCGGUUACAUUGAGUAAUUCUCUGGGCAAUGGACUUCAAUGCUCAUUUGAUGGAUCGACAAAGCUUCAGUCCACAACAGGAAGGAGACUUAGGGUCAGAGUUGUUGAGGGCAGGGCCCUUACAGCUAAUAGUAAAUCUGGAAAAUGUGACCCUUAUGUGAAACUCCAAUAUGGAAAGGCUCUAUACCGAACAAAAACACUGUCACAUACGGUCCGACCAGUUUGGAAUGACAAGUUUGAGUUUGAUGAGAUCUCUGGUGGUGAAUGUCUGAAGAUCAAAUGCUAUAAUGCAGAUAUGUUCGGUGAUGAAAGCAUUGGUAGUGCAAGAGUUAAUUUGGAGGGGCUUUUAGAUGGUGCUAGCCGUGAUGUUUGGGUCCCACUUGAAAAAGUAGAUUCAGGAGAGAUCAGGCUUGAAAUAGAGCCAAUAAAGAAUGAUCACAACAAUAGCAUGCAGAGCUCAAGCAGUAAAGCUGGAGCUGGUUGGAUUGAGCUAGUCGUAAUUGAAGCCAGAGAUCUUGUUGCUGCCGAUCUAAGAGGCACUAGUGAUCCUUAUGUCAGGGUGCAAUAUGGGAACAAGAAGAAACGAACCAAGGUCAUUUACAAAACACUCUCUCCCCAGUGGAACCAGACAUUCGAGUUCCCAGAAACUGGAGAACCCCUGAUUUUGCAUGUGAAGGACCACAACGCCGUCCUUCCAACCGCUAGUAUCGGCAAUUGCACCGUCGAAUACAGCAUGCUGUCGCCAAACCAAUCUGCUGAAAAAUGGAUACCUCUCCAAGGGGUAAAAAGCGGAGAAAUCCAUGUAAAGAUCGCGCGAAGGGUAUCAGUUCCAGACUCCGAGAAGAAAAACAUGCUCGGGACAGAUCCAUCUGGCAAGGGGCACAAGAUAUCGACACAGAUGAGAGACAGCCUGAAGAAAUUCACAGGCUUGAUCGACGAGGGCGGUGACCCGGAGGCCCUGUCACUAGCCGUGACGGAGAUGGAAGGCAUCCAGGGCGAGCAGGAAGAGUACAUAGAAACCCUGGAGCGGGAGAAGGCGAUGCUGUUGCACAAGAUACAUGAGCUUGGUUCCGAAAUCGUUAGGACAUCAUCUGGUCCUCCAAGGACGCGGUACUAG